Daphnia carinata is the source of this 937-nucleotide messenger RNA. RefSeq names its product large ribosomal subunit protein uL10m-like (gene mRpL10). Gene Ontology annotation, molecular function: structural constituent of ribosome. The coding region runs from base 116 to 886 and encodes 256 amino acids. Gene Ontology annotation, biological process: translation. The transcript has 6 exons. NCBI's taxonomy places the organism in Eukaryota, Metazoa, Arthropoda, Branchiopoda, Diplostraca, Daphniidae. The record is from RefSeq and is a predicted model, not a curated record. Gene Ontology annotation, cellular component: mitochondrial large ribosomal subunit.
AUCCAAGCAUCGUCUGCUUCCUGUAGUCAAAACUGAAAUCAAAACUAGAAUCUUGCAUAUUAAAUUGUAUUCCGUCAUUGCUGCUUUCUUAAGUAAAAGAAAUAACGAUUGAACAAUGGCUGCCAUAGAGUCCACAAAUAGACUUAUACACUUUCAAAGCCUAUUAAAACCCUGGUUACCGACUGCCACGGCAAUAAGGUGGAGAACAAGAAAACCGAAUAUUCAAAGACCUAUUCCAGAUCAUUACGUUAAGGCCCGGUAUAAGGCUGCUCUUGAACCUAUCUACCCAGAUCCUUUAACUAGCGUGCCAUGGUUUCAAGUUUGUGGCAACAUUUUAGCCAAAAAAGAGGAUGAAGAGGUCGGCAAAUAUGAAGAACUUUUAGCUAAGCUGUUUCACUCAAGAUUUGCUGACUCACAGUUGAUUGCCAUUUUUCAUGAAAAUUCUACUAAAGCACAUGAAAUUAUUAAGAUCAAGCAAAUGCUGCAUGGUCAUAACAUGAAAAUGGUCUUUGGAAGCAGAAAAAUUGCUACCAUGGCCUUAGCAAACACGGAAUUUGAGCCUGUUCUGAGGUUACAUGUUGGCAAAACUGCUUACCUAUGUAGCAAAGACCUGCAAGUCUCUAAGCUUUUAAAAUUUACAAAGAAAAUGGCUAGCUUUGUUCUGCUGGGUGGCGUAGUCCAAGGAAGACUACUUACGCGUAAUGAGCUGCUAUGGUGUUCUACCUUACCAGACAUAAAUAUGCUCCGUGCCGAACUUUGUUCCAUCCUGACGUCUUCUACGAGUCAAUUAAGCCAAUCCUUGACAUACCAACAGCAGCAGUUGGCACGGUCACUUGAACAACAUAUCAAGCAAAACGGUGAAACUUCUUACGAUGGAGAAAGUUAAAAAUGUGUAUUGCAGGAAUGUUAGAGAAAUUAAACAGUGUAAGAAACCUUA